AUGUUAAAAAUGUUGUCCAAAAUGGCUAUGUGCAAAUCAGAUGGGCAAGAUUCUUCUUAUUUCAUUGGAUGGCAAGAAUAUGAGAAGAACCCUUAUGAUUCUAUUCAAAAUCCUUCUGGUAUUAUUCAAAUGGGUCUAGCUGAGAAUCAGCUCUCUUUCGAUCUCCUUGAAUCAUGGCUCACAAGGAACCAAGAUGUAAUUCAGUUUAGAGAAAAUGGAGGAUCCAUGUUCAGAGACUUGGCUCUUUUCCAAGAUUAUCAUGGAUUGCAGGCUUUCAAGAAUGUACUUGUGUCGUUCAUGGCUGAGAUCAGAAAAAAGAAAGUAAAAUUUGAUCCCAAAAAUUUAGUACUCACAGCUGGUUCAACUUCAGCAAAUGAAACAGUCAUUUUUUGCUUAGCUGAACCUGGAGAAGCUCUCCUUAUUCCAACUCCUUAUUAUCCAGGGUUUGAUAGAGAUCUUAAAUGGAGAACAGGGGCUGAAAUUGUACCAAUAUACUGCUACAGUUCAAAUAAUUUCAGAAUUACUGAAUCAGCCCUUGAAGAAGCAUAUGAACAAGCCCAAAAACUUAAUUUAACAGUCAAGGGUGUAUUCAUCACAAAUCCUUCAAAUCCACUCGGGACAACAAUGUCACGCAACGAACUAAACAUUCUAAUCACAUUUGCCAUGGCCAAAAAUAUUCACAUAGUUAGCGACGAAAUAUACGCUGGUACAGUAUUCGAUUCGCCAAAUUUCAUAAGCAUUAUGGAGGCAUUAAUCGAUAGGAAACUCGAAAAAUCAAAAAUGUGGAACCAAGUUCACAUCGUGUCGAGUCUAUCAAAAGAUCUAGGCCUUCCAGGUUUCAGAGUUGGGAUGAUUUAUUCGAAUAACGAAACGCUUGUAGCUGCUGCUACAAAAAUGUCGAGUUUUGGGCUAAUUUCGUCGCAAACUCAGUAUCUCCUGUCUAAAAUUCUCGGAGAUAGGAGAUUUAUAGAACGUUACGUUAAGGAAAAUAAGAAGCAAUUGAUGCAUAGGAGGGAAAUGCUCGCUACAGGCCUUGCGAAUUCGGGGAUUGAAUGUUUAGAAAGUAACGCUGGAUUGUUCUGUUUUGUGAACAUGAGGAAUUUGCUAAAAUCGAACACGUUCGAAGCAGAAAUGGAAUUGUGGAAGAAAAUAAUUAGUGAUGUUGGUUUAAAUGUAUCUCCUGGAUCUUCUUGUCACUGCAGCGAACCGGGUUGGUUCAGAGUUUGUUUCGCGAACAUGUCGAAAGAAACUCUCGACCUCGCGAUGCAAAGGAUUAAUAAUUUUGUCAAUUCUGACAGAGAUAUUCAUCGUAAUCUUCAUCAGCAGCCGUCACGAUUCGUGGAGGCUGCUGGCUCAAGGAGGAGAAGGACAAUUGCGAAUUGGGUUGUUAAGUUAUCAUCAGGUGAUGGAAGGACAGAUCGUUGAAAAGAUAUAUAUGGAAUAUGUAUUAAUUCUAUUAUUGUUAUGUUUAAUAUUUGAUGUAAUUUGAGAAUUGUAGUAUAGCUAGGGAGCAUAUAUGUUUUUAUUAGUAUUAUAUUAUUGUGUUAUGUGAUGUUUCAGAUAUGGUCAGCCUACUUGGUAACUUUCAUGUCUUAUGUCCAUUUUCAAAUAUUAUAACACGUUGUUUCAUAUCGCAAUCACUAUAAAAAAUGGGACAAAGAAAUUAAACAAAUCAGAGAGAGUUGUUGAGAUUGAGACAUUAAUUGAAUAAUUUUCUUU
Molecule: messenger RNA, 1719 nt
Organism: Solanum dulcamara
Lineage: Eukaryota; Viridiplantae; Streptophyta; Magnoliopsida; Solanales; Solanaceae
Product: 1-aminocyclopropane-1-carboxylate synthase 3-like
Exons: 4
Coding region: 1-1425 (474 amino acids)
Biological process (GO): biosynthetic process; amino acid metabolic process
Molecular function (GO): transaminase activity; pyridoxal phosphate binding
Source: RefSeq, a predicted model, not a curated record